UGUCCAUGAAGAGUGAAGCAUCGAUGAAUCGUCCAUUUAACUUUAAAGGCAGUUCUACUGAUCCGAGACCACAGAAGAAGAAAUCAGACAGGAGCAAACAUCUGGAAACAAUAUUUAAGGAACUGGAACACAAAGUCAUCACACUGAUAAAGAAGGAGCUGAAGAGGUUUAGGGAACUCCUGAAUCCAGAUUACCCAGCAUGCACUGAGAGGGAGGAUGAGGAGGAUCUGCACAGUGUCAGAGAGGGAGCGAUGAAGAUCACACUGCACGUCCUGAAGAACAUGAAGCACAAAGAUCUCGCUAACACACUGUACAACAAGCAGAACAGAGUCUCAGUGUGCCAAAACCUCAAAUCCAGCCUGAGAGAGAAGUUUAAAAGAGUUAAUGAAGGAAUCUCACAGCAUGGAAGUUCAGCACUUCUGAAUGAGAUCUACACAGAGCUCUACAUCACAGAGGGAGGGAGUGGAGAUGUUAAUAAAGAACAUGAGGUGAGACAGAUUGAGACACUGUCCAGGAGACCAGCAACACAGGAGAAACCCAUCAAAUGUAAUGAUCUCUUUAAAGACAAGUCCAUCAGAAGUGUGCUGACUAAAGGAGUUGCUGGAAUUGGAAAAACAGUCUCUGUGCAGAAGUUCAUUCUGGACUGGGCUGAAGGAAAAGCAAAUCAGGACGUCACCUUCAUGUUUCCACUUCCCUUUAGAGAGCUGAAUCUGAUGAAGCAGAAACAUCUCAGUCUGAUGGAUCUUCUUCAUCACUUUUUCCCAGAAAUAAGAAAACUAGAAUUAAUAGACUGUGACUCCUACAAAGUGGUGUUGAUCUUUGAUGGUCUGGAUGAGUGUCGACUUCCUCUAAAUUUCCAGAACAAUGAGAUACUGAGUGAUGUAACAGAAUCAGCCUCAGUGGAUGUGCUGCUGACGAACCUCAUCAAGGGGAAUCUGCUUCCCUCUGCCCACCUCUGGAUCACCUCUCGACCAGGAGCAGCCAAUCAGAUCCCUCCUGAGUGUGUAGACCAGGUAACAGAGGUACGAGGGUUCAGUGAUCCUCAGAAAGAGGAGUACUUCAGGAAGAAGAUCAGUGAUCAGAGCCUGUUCAAUAAAAUCAUCACACACAUGAAGUCUUCCAGAAGCCUCCACAUCAUGUGCCACAUCCCAGUCUUCUGCUGGAUCUCAGCCACUGUUCUAGAGAGAAUGUUGGGUGAAGCAGAGAGUGGAGAGAUCCCCAAGACUCUGACUCAAAUGUUCACACACUUCCUGAUCUUUCAGAUCAAACACAAGGACCAAAAGUACCAUCAGAAAUGUGACCCUGAUCCUCAGCAGACCAGAGAGAACAUCCUGGCACUGGGAAAACUGGCUUUCCACCAGCUGGAGAAAGGAAACCUGAUCUUCUAUGAGGAAGACCUGAGAGAGUGUGGCAUUGAUGUGAGAGAAGCUUCAGUGUACUCAGGAGUGUGUACUCAGAUCUUCAGAGAGGAGUUUGGGCUUCACCUGGGGAAGGUGUUCAGCUUUGUACAUCUGAGUGUUCAGGAGUUUCUGGCUGCUUUAUACACAUUUCUCUCCUCCAUCUGUCACAAAAAAAAUGUGUUACUGGAGCAGAACACUAACAUUUUCAGUUACUUCAGAAAUCCAAACAUGUCUGAGUUCCUCAGGAGUGCAGUGGAGAAGACCUUACAGAGUGAGAAUGGACACCUGGACCUGUUCCUCCGCUUCCUUCUGGGUCUCUCACUGGAGUCCAAUCAGACUCUCUUACGAGGUUUAAUGCCACAGACAGGAAGUAGCUCUCACAGCAAACAGGAAACAGUCGAGUACAUCAAGGAGAAGAUCAGAGAGAAUCCAUCUCCAGAGAAAUCCAUCAAUCUGUUCCACUGUCUGAAUGAACUGAAUGAUGUUUCUCUGGAGCAGGAAGUACAAACUUAUCUGAACAGUGAAGGUAACAGUCGUCUUAGUGGAUCCAGACUCUCUCCUGCUCAGUGGUCUGCUCUGGUGUUUGUGUUACUGAACUCAGAACAGGAGCUGGAUGUGUUUGAUUUGUGGAAAUAUGAUCGAUCAGAUGAAUGUCUUCUGAAGCUGCUGCCGGUGGUCAAAGCCUCCAGAAAAGCUGAUCUGUGUGAGUGUAAUCUGACAGAGGAAAGCUGUAGAACUCUGUCCUCAGUUCUCAGCUCAAACUCCUCCAGACUGAGAGAACUGAACCUGAGUCACAAUAACCUGCAGGAUUCAGGAGUGACGCUGCUCUCUGCUGGACUGGAGACUCCACACUGUACACUGGAGAUACUGAGGAUGAGUAACUGCAGGAUUACAGAUGCAGGAUGUUCUGCUCUGGCUUCAGCUCUGAGGGUAAAUUCAUCAUCACACCUCAGAGAACUGAAUCUGUCCUUUAAUGAAGCAGGAAAAUCAGGAGUGAAGCUGCUCAAUGAUCUACUGAAGGAUCCACACUGUAACCUGAAGAAGCUGUACAUUCAUGUGUAACACUUUGCUCCAUCCACCAACACCAACUGAACUCCUCAAACCUCAGGUUCUCCUAGAACUCCUCAAACCUCAGGUUCUUCUAGAACUCCCUCAAGCUCCAGUUAGUGUACAGUACAGUCACCUCCAGCUCAUGACAGUAAAUCAGAUUUUUGUAUUCAGCAGAGGUACAAAUACUUCAUUACUCUACUUAACCUGUUAGCCUUCACCACAGCUCUUGGGACUCCCAGCUAAAAUGCCCUCCCUAACGUUAAACAUUAACAGUUCCUGAUAAAAGUGGACCACAUUCACAAUUUAAUUUAAAAUGUUAUGAUUUUCAUGAAAAAUAAGAUUCCUACAAACAUUUAUCUGAGACUAUGUCUGAUAAUAAGAAUAAUGAUAAA
Silurus meridionalis is the source of this 2842-nucleotide messenger RNA. Its product is annotated as NACHT, LRR and PYD domains-containing protein 12-like. The transcript is spliced from 7 exons. NCBI's taxonomy places the organism in Eukaryota, Metazoa, Chordata, Actinopteri, Siluriformes, Siluridae. The record is from RefSeq and is a predicted model, not a curated record. Bases 6 to 2462 code for a protein of 818 amino acids. Gene Ontology annotation, molecular function: protein binding.